CCGCGGGGCCCGGUGCCGCUCCCCGGUGCCGCCGGGCUUCCGGGUGCCGGGCUCCCCGCCGCCGCCUCCGGCUCCUCCAUGUUUGUUGUCGGCAGCGCUGUCCAGCCGCCGCCGCUCGCUCCCCGCAAGUCGGCACACAAAGCUGGUCCCAGAUUUGAGCGACAGCGAGACACCCUGAUGUGUGAGCCUGGGGCACGCCAUGGAUCUGACUAAGAUGGGGCUGAUCCAGCUGCAGAACCCCUGCCACCCCACCGGGCUGCUGCACAAAGCCAACCAGAUGCGCCUGGCGGGGACGCUGUGCGACGUGGUCAUCAUGGUGGACAGCCAGGAGUUCCACGCGCACCGGACCGUGCUGGCCUGCACCAGCAAGAUGUUCGAGAUCCUCUUCCACCGCAACAGCCAGCACUAUACCCUGGACUUCCUCUCGCCAAAGACGUUCCAGCAAAUCCUGGAGUACGCGUACACUGCCACCCUACAAGCCAAGGUCGAGGACCUGGAUGACCUGCUCUAUGCUGCCGAGAUCCUGGAAAUUGAGUACCUGGAGGAGCAGUGCCUGAAGAUCCUGGAGACUAUACAGGCCUCCGAGGACAAUGACACCGAGGUCGCCAUGGCUGAUGGAGGUGCCACUGCCACCACUGAGGAGGAGGAGGAGAAGAAGUCGAGGUACAUCAAGGGCCUCUUCAUCUCCAAGCCCACUGGUGAGGAUGGUGGCUAUGCUGGCAUGGCCAGCCAGAGUCUGCUGGCAGCCACAGUGGAGCAGAGCCCCUCUGCCUCCGUAUCCUACUGCUCCCUCUCUUCCAUGAGCCCCACCAAGGCGGCGGUGGACAGCUUGAUGACCAUCGGGCAGUCACUGCUGCAGGGCGCCCUGCCACCCAGUGCCCCCGAGGACUCACGCUCUGCCACCACCCGCCGGCCCUCUGGCCUCGCCGAAGUCAAAACUGAAGCAAUGCAGGUGGAUGAGGCCUCCAGCCAUGACAGCCCCCGGACAGCCGAGCCCGGUGCCUCCAGUGGGGAGAAGCCUGAUGAGAAGGGCAAGGAAGGACCUGGCACCCCGACCCGCAGCAGUGUCAUCACCAGUGCCCGUGAACUGCACUACACCCGUGAGGAGGGUGCCGAGCCACCCCCUGAGCCCGGCCAGGGGCUGCCGCUGGGGCCGGAGCCGUGCGCCGCUGCCCCGGGAGAGAAGCCCUUGGGCAUCUACUCGCUGCUGCCGAACCACAAGACUGAGCCGGUGCUCGGCGUGCCGCCCACUGCGGCGUCUGCCCUGCACGUGCAGCCGGCCCUGGCUGUCUCCAUGGACUUCAGUGCCUAUGGUGGGCUGCUGCCCCAGGGCUUCAUCCAGCGGGAGCUGUUCAGCAAGCUGGGGGAGCUGGCAGCCGGCAUGAAGACAGAGAGCAGAGCCCUGGGUGAGCAGUGCAGCGUGUGUGGGGCAGAGCUGCCGGACAACGAGACCCUCGAGCAGCACAGGAAGCUGCACAGUGGGAUGAAGACGUACGGAUGCGAGCUGUGCGGGAAGCGGUUCCUGGACAGCUUGCGGCUGCGAAUGCACUUACUGGCUCACUCAGCGGGUGCCAAGGCCCUGGUCUGCGAUCAGUGUGGCGCCCAGUUCUCGAAGGAAGAUGCCCUGGAGACGCACCGGCAGACGCACACCGGUACAGACAUGGCCGUUUUCUGCCUGCUGUGCGGCAAGCGGUUCCAGACGCAGAGCGCCCUGCAGCAGCACAUGGAGGUGCACGCCGGGGUGCGCAGCUACAUCUGCAGCGAGUGCAACCGCACCUUCCCCAGCCACACCGCGCUCAAGAGGCACCUGCGCUCCCACACAGGCGACCACCCCUACGAGUGCGAGUUCUGCGGUAGCUGCUUCCGGGACGAGAGCACGCUGAAGGGCCACAAGCGCAUCCACACCGGGGAGAAGCCCUACGAGUGCAACGGCUGUGGCAAGAAGUUCAGCCUCAAGCACCAGCUGGAGACCCACUACCGAGUCCACACAGGUGAGAAGCCCUUCGAGUGCAAGCUGUGCCACCAGCGCUCCCGGGACUACUCGGCCAUGAUCAAACACCUUCGGACCCACAAUGGCGCUUCCCCUUACCAGUGCACCAUCUGCCUGGAGUACUGCCCCAGCCUCUCCGCCAUGCAGAAGCACAUGAAGGGCCACAAACCAGAGGAGAUCCCCACUGACUGGCGGAUAGAGAAGACCUAUCUCUACCUCUGCUACGUCUAAGGGAGGAGGCAGAGGGGCAGCAGGGCCAAGUGGCAGAUGACUGGGCAAAAAAAAUCCCACCAAACCCGCAGCAUCCAUGGCCUUGUUUGUUUUCAGUUCUCAUUCAUUUCUUCUCGCCGGAAGGAUCCCGCAGCUCAUGCCGGACCAAGGGACGCACCGGCCCCUUCUCCAGCCCCAUCCACACUGCUGUCCCAGCUGCUCGUGCGCCUGCUGCCCUUUCACCCUUGCUGCAGGGCAGAUUUCACCCUUUGCAACCCCCAGCCAGGCCCUCCGCCACCCUUGGCAUUGGCCAUUAGUGCUGCUGGGAGGACCAUGUAGGAAAGAGGCACUUCCCUAAAAGCGUGUGUACAGCUAGUGCUCUGGGAAGGCUUUAAUUCCUGGUGUCCUGUCCCUGCAUAGACCCUGCCGUGGAUGCCCUGCAGAGGACCUGAGUUCCCAUGUGGGGCUUGGGCCCCAUUCUGGCAGGUUCUCAUGCUCCCAGGCUGCGGCAUCGCAGGCAGGAGAGCACAGUGCCCUGUGAGCCACAAGUGCUUUGGCGAGAGUGUCCUGGGGGCAUCCUGGCCAGAGGAGGGUGUUUGGGACAGGGAGCCAGCUGUGAGCCAGGCUGCCUUGAGGUAUUGCCUGGUGUCCAGGUGGGCUCAGGGGCACAGGAUGCUGCUGCUCUCCCCAUGACCAAAGACCUCUCUAUGCAUUUCUCCCUCCUUCCCUGCCUUCCCAGGGCAAGGGUGAAGCCCCCCAUGGGGAGAUGCAGUUGGUUUGGUGAUAUGCAGUCAGUGCCAGUGUUGGAGCUGUUAGCGUGUGGCAUCACUCCGAAUGCAGGGAUCCUCUUUUCUUCUGCUGAUUUGGGGCACCUGGAAGGUGCCAAGUGUGGGGUUUUUUGCCCAGCCCUCAGCCGCAGGAGCCCACAAGUAAGGGGUGCCCCGUGGCAGGCGGCUUUGCUCGCCGCUUUUUUUGCUUUUUGUUUGGGUUUUUUUGAACUUUCUUUUGGAAUAUUUCCGCAUUUAGCACAUUUUACUUGAAAUUACCUCAUUUUUUUGUGACCUCAUGAGCUUUUAUUGAUUUGGGAGGGACAGGGGGUGGCAUGGCUGGGGUGCACCAGCCACGUGCCCAGCAUUGGUGGUGGAGAGGUGGUAGGGCACUGGUGCCCCUGCCAGCCUCCUGUUGUGCAUUAUCCUUACCAAAACUGGUAUUUUUUGCCUGGCCCCAUGGGGCUGGGGUGUUGGUUCUGAAGCUACCUCUUGUGUUUGUUUUUGUUGUGUUUC
Molecule: messenger RNA, 3483 nt
Organism: Camarhynchus parvulus
Lineage: Eukaryota; Metazoa; Chordata; Aves; Passeriformes; Thraupidae
Gene: ZBTB16
Product: zinc finger and BTB domain containing 16
Exons: 7
Coding region: 200-2221 (673 amino acids)
Biological process (GO): regulation of immune system process; negative regulation of transcription by RNA polymerase II; regulation of cytokine production
Molecular function (GO): protein binding
Source: RefSeq, a predicted model, not a curated record